UUGGACGUAUGACUUCAUUAGUUGAGUGUCCUCAUUCCACACUUUCCCCACUAUAUAUAUAUUCUUGCAUACAAUCCUCUUUUUCCCACCACUAACACUCACACACACACACACAAUAGUGUUGCAUAUAUACAAUUACCAAUGGGGGCCGCCGGCACACUAAUUCCCACCACCACCACACUUUACUUCUCACUACUUCUCUUCACUUCCUCCCUCUCCAAACCCCUUCAACCACCACUAGUCAAAGGCGGCUACUACCCUUCCUGGGCCCGCAACAUGCGCCCGGACGAAAUCAACACCACCCAUUACACCCACAUCUUCUACGCCUUCCUCGUCCCCAACAACCUCACCUUCACCUUCGACAACAUCACGCCCCAGCAGGCCGCCUCCCUCCGCAACUUCACCUCAACCCUCCACGCCAAAAACCCCCCUGCGGCCCCACUCUUCUCCAUCGGCGGCGGGGGCGCGGACCCCACCCUGUUCUCCCGCAUGGCCUCUGCCCACUCCACCCGCAAAGCCUUCAUCGACUCGGCCAUAUCUUUGGCACGGGACUACGGCUUCUGCGGGAUGGACCUCGACUACGAGUUCCCCCGAACCCCAUCCGACAUGAACAACCUCGGGCGCCUGUUCCGGGAGUGGCGCAGUGCCGUCGAGCGCGAGGCCAAGCAGCGGCCUUCCAGGCAGCGGCUCCUCAUCACUGCCGCCGUGUAUUACGCGGCGGACAUGACGCUGUCCAGUCCGUCAAGGAACCUGAGCACGAGCUACGGGGUCGAGUCGUGGAUGAAGGCGGGAGUGGAGGCGCAGAAGCUUGUGAUGGGUUUGCCGAUGUACGGGAGGACGUGGAAGCUCAAGUCGGAAAACGAGACAGGGAUUGGGGCGCCGGCCGUUGGGGUGGGGAUGGGGGAUGAGGGAACGAUGACGUACGGGCAGAUCGUGAAUCUGACUAAUGCGACUGAGGUUUAUGAUAGCAAGACUGUGUCUGCGUACUCGGUGUCCGGUUUGGAUUGGGUUGGGUACGAUGAUGUACAGUCGGUUGGGGUGAAGAUUGACUUUGCCAAGAAAUUGAAGCUGCGCGGCCACUUCUUCUGGGCUGUCAAUGGGGAUUACCACUGGAGACUUUCUAAAACCGCUUCGGAAGCAUGGAAUAAUGCAAGAGACAACAUAGGACAGUAGUGAUGAUACUCUGAGAAUACCCGUCCUUAAUUCCGGGUCAUUGAUUUUACUUCACAUGCAUCUUUAAUUUGUAGUUGUCAAUUUUCGAAUCACAGUUGUUUCCAACGAGGAAAGAUCCAUAGCCUAA
Molecule: messenger RNA, 1300 nt
Organism: Striga asiatica
Lineage: Eukaryota; Viridiplantae; Streptophyta; Magnoliopsida; Lamiales; Orobanchaceae
Source: the annotation of a GenBank genome assembly